AUGGCUGUGAGUGAUGGCCUCGAAGUUGGAAGUCAGUGGGAUGAUGCAGUCAACGAUGAUGUCCCAGCAGACCGGCCAACGCGGUUUGCCAACGAUGCACCUGCUUGGCCAGUGAAAUCUGAGAAACUUAUUUCACCAGCGAGCUCCCUGGCAGAGGAUCGGCGCUUCAAGAAGAUGGAAGAAUUAGAGCACAUCGCCAGUUAUAUUUUCGAGAUGGAAGUGGUUGACAAAGAUCUGCUCCGAGCCACCUUGCCCUCAAGUGCCUUGCGCUGCUUCGGAAAAAUCUUUCAGAAGGACCUCAAAGGCGACUUCUAUCACAUGAGCUUCCCUACGCAGACGAUCCAUUGCUUUUGGAGCCAUUCAUGGCACGGAACGGCCUGGACAAAGAUCCUGCUCCUUUUGGUCUACUACAAUGGGCGGGCUGCCCUGGUAGCCGGCUCGCUCUCUGCAUUCCUUGGCGCAACCCUCUUCUUCUUCGGACUUCUACCAGGUACCCUGCGAGGCUUUUCUCUCGAGAGCGCCACCUACCAGUUUGGCCCCUGGGCGCUGGGCUUCGGUUGCCUCGUGUCCUGCUUGGUGCUGCUGCUUUGGAAGCCUUCCGGAUCCGUGUUCAUGGAUCGGAUUUGCAUUCAUCAGAUCGAUGAGCAUCUCAAGUUAGCCGGGAUCUUGAGUAUUGGUGGCUUCUUGAAGCACUCCGAGUCCAUUCUGGUGCUUUUUGACCCAAGUUAUCCGACAAGGCUUUGGACCAUGUUCGAGCUUGCCGCUUUUUUGAAAGCUCAUGAGGAUGUUGCUGAUGGCUUGAUCAUCCGACCAACUUUCCUAGGACCUGCUGCAGUGGGACUGUUUGUUUUCGAUACUUUGCUCGCUAUCUGCAUCAUCCUCGCUAGCUAUGAAGAGAUAGAACUAAACAUUCUGGUGCUCGCGCUUGUGUUCUAUUUCAUCUUUGCUUCUGGCGGCCAUUGGCUGCGCGGCUAUUUCCGACAGAUUGAUGAAUGCUUGGACAAGCUCAAAAGCUUUAGCCUGAAGGAAGCCACCUCGCAGUGUUGCACCAUGAAUCAUCGAGAUAAUGAAGGCAACACCAUUCCUUGUGACCGAGAGACCAUCAGGGAAUGCAUUCGCACCUGGUUUGGCAAUGAAGAGGAGUUUGAGGCCGCAGUAAGGUCUCGAGUAUCUGCUGCCUUCAUGAGAAGUUUAGGGCAUUAUGCUAUACCCUUUUCCUGGUUCAUGGGGGCGAGCCUGCCCGUGUUGUGGGCUUACGUCGACUUCAUGGGCGCCAGGCUUCGCGAAGGGGAAUUGUUCUACUCCUUGGUGAGCUUCCUCUACACUUUGAUCGUUUGGUUGGGUUAUGGGCCUUAUGCCUACUUCAUCAGCCUCGUGUUUGCUUACACGCUUCGAAAGAGAUUUGCCAGUUGGUGCUUGGAUUGGACCGUGACUUUGCUUGGGACCUGCUUCAUGUUUUCCCUGGGCUGGCAUGCAUGCCAUGCAGCUGGUGCUGCUAACACAGGCAGGCGACUUGCUGGGAAUGAUCUUGUGGGGUGUCCUGGUGGUAUUGUGCGCUCUGUUUUGGCGAAGGCUUUGGUUCCGUGCCAUAGCGAAGAAGCACACAGAAGAAGCAUAGUUUCACAAUUUGAGAUCGUGGGCUGGGCACACAGACUUCCGGAAAAAGCUGCUGCUGCACACUCAAACUCAAUAUGA
This is a messenger RNA of Symbiodinium natans, 1695 nucleotides long. NCBI's taxonomy places the organism in Eukaryota, Dinophyceae, Suessiales, Symbiodiniaceae. The record is from the annotation of a GenBank genome assembly.